UGGCCAUCGAAUGUGGGACAUUUUUAUAGUGCGUUACUCAAUUUGUACCUGGAAUGAGGAAGAAAGUAUGGCACGUUAUCAUGCUGCUCACUUCAUAGGUCUUGUUAAUGGGAAAAUCCGGUUCAGGCAAGACGAGUAUGAGAAGUAUCAUAUUUGCAAACUUUAUUGCUCGAGAUACUCGCAGGCUCGGUCCUACAAUGGACGUAGAACACACUCACCUACGACUGCUAGGUGGAUUGGUUCUGAAUUUAUGGGAUUGCGGGGGUCAAGAUGGAUUCAUGGAAAGCUAUUUCGUCAACCAAAGAGAAACAAUAUUCAGAAAUGUUGAGGUCUUAAUCUAUGUUUUCGAUAUUGAAAGCAGGGAAAUAUCAAAGGAUUUGGCGUACUACCGUUCGUGCUUGGAUGCCGUAAAUCAAAAUUCCCCCGGCGCGAAAAUCUUUUGCCUCAUUCAUAAGACAGACCUAGUCAGUGAAGAAAAAAAAGAUGAAGUAUUCCAAGUCAGAAAGCAAAAUAUCGAAGCAGUUACGAAACCAUUUACUUGUUCAUGCUUUGCUACGUCAAUAUGGGAUGAAACAUUAUUUAAAGCUUGGUCUAAAAUUGUUUAUGAACUUAUUCCAAAUAUCAAAAUGUUGGAAGGUAGUUUAAAGCAACUUUGUGAAGUACUGGAAGCUGAUGAAGUGAUUCUAUUCGAAAGAGCAACAUUUUUGGAAAUUGCUUGUCAUUCUAGAGUUCCACAUUCUGAUGUUCAUAGGUUUGAGAAAAUAAGCAACAUUGUGAAACAAUUCAAAUUGUCAUGUAGUAAAGUUGGAGCAAAUUUCACGAAGAUUGAACUGCGCAACCAACACUUUGCUGCGUUUAUAGACGUUUUCACAUCGAAUACAUACAUUAUGGUGGUAUGUUCUGAUCUAUCCAUCGCCUCUUCUGCAACUUUGCUGAAUAUUCGCAAUGCACGUAAGCACUUUGAAUAUUUGGAAAAAUUAGAACAACCACAUUCGGCAAUAGCUCGUUGUGGCUAGACACUUGUUUGGAUCUCUUGACAGUUCCUUUAUGAGAUAACUUUUUGACUGGAGAUUCCAGUAUGACUGUAUAUUGAAUUGUUUGUUUUUAAUUUAAAACAUGGUCAUCGUAAUACGUCAGUUGUUGUACAGUCCUAUUUUACUGCUGUCUAAUGAAUUGUACAUUUUUAAGAAGUUGUGAUAGUAAACGAAGUAUACAUAAUCUGUUUUACUGAUGUCACUGGACGAAAUGUUUUUGUUAUCGGGCUAAGGAUAUUAUUUUUAUCUUUUAUAUAGUCUCUAAUUCUUUACUGUUGUCGAACUUCCAUCUUAACAUCCAACUUUUGAAAUAUUUAACAAAAUGCCCAUCGUUUUGCAUCGUACAUUUUUUAGUAUUAUUCAUUCAAGUAGAUCAGCACGUAAAAACAAUUUUGCUUGAUUAACACCACCUAAGUAAUUGUUUCAAAACAGUUUGUAUUCAUGCUAUGAAAAUGCUUAAACAGAUUUUCUGACUUUUGAUUUUUAUGAGCUAUUUUUCUAAUUAUGUUAUCCUUUUCCAAUCCUUAUCUUGAUUGUAAAAAUUUGCAUAAUUAUGUUGAUAAUUGAUUGUAUAAUUAACUAUCAUUGUUUUGUUUUCAAGCCCUUACUAGGCAGGUAUUAAGCUCAUUCGGGGCAUCAGCUUACAGGCCAGACCAUAGUUGGUACCUUGACGAGGCAAUUAGUCUUACCUGUCUUGACGAUACAGGAAGGGAUGGAGAUGAGAUGGGCAAUCUAGAGUUUGAGAAAGAAUUUAUACUACCAACUGUAAUGGGGUGUGAUGCCGGCAAAAUGUUUCCGAAAAAUAGAUAACAUCCUCCACGACACUUCUCACACAACGGAAUGAAAGCGUUAACAAAUAUUUACCCUAUAAACACCUUGCCCCACGAAUUAAUGAUAAGGCUUAAAAAGUAGAGUUAACACAUUAGAAACUACUCAUUGAUAGCCCGUCUGUAAUUGACUCUUUAACAGUUAUCCUUUAGGUUCUGUGAUCACGCUUCCGGCUAAUCAAGUUUACCACUACCCCUGUUUUCUUUUCCAGGUAUCUCAAGAAGAUAUAUCGUCCCACAUUAUGGACUACUGAAAAGUGACAUUGCCCUCAUUUCUCUUACGGCACUCAACAUCAUCGUGUUCAAAAUUGAUCUUACUUAAUUUCAAAUCUUUCCUCCUUUUACUAGCAACCUUCCUCUUCUUCCAUGUGUGACACCAGUGCUCAGGAAAUGAUAUUCUCUUUAAACCACCCUCCAAAUCACAUAUCAAUAUAUACUGUCCUCAAAACGUUAAAAGAUGUAAACAAUCUUACAAGGGUCGGUUUUUUAAGAGUUUGAGCUCAUAUUAUUCAAUAGCGGACAACUAUGUGGGGUGAAGUAGACGUAUUAGAAGAAAUACAAGUGGGAAAUGAAUAUCGGUAGAGGAAAAAAGACAUUUUAAAGAGAAUAAACCUUUUUGUUGAGAUUAGACAUUAAGGCCUUUGGAUGCCGGCUCACUGGACUAGAGGUUAAGUGUUCGCGCGAAAUGCCGAGGGUCAUGAGUUCGAAUCCCGCGCGAAGGAUUGUGAAUCUACACUGCCGAGGAGUUCCAUGCUAUGAUGAAACGGCCGUCAAGUGCUUCCAGGUUUUCAACGGUGGUCUA
This is a messenger RNA of Schistosoma rodhaini, 2663 nucleotides long. NCBI's taxonomy places the organism in Eukaryota, Metazoa, Platyhelminthes, Trematoda, Strigeidida, Schistosomatidae. The record is from the annotation of a GenBank genome assembly.